Poecilia latipinna (sailfin molly) is the source of this 1173-nucleotide messenger RNA. RefSeq lists its product as uncharacterized. Lineage: Eukaryota; Metazoa; Chordata; Actinopteri; Cyprinodontiformes; Poeciliidae. The record is from RefSeq and is a predicted model, not a curated record. Gene Ontology annotation, molecular function: nucleic acid binding. The coding region runs from base 292 to 1173 and encodes 293 amino acids. Gene Ontology annotation, biological process: DNA integration. The transcript is spliced from 3 exons.
CAAUUCUGUCAUGGCUCUAAACUUUUCUGUCAUCCAGGUAUUACCAAGACUCUGGCUGUGGUUCAGUCAGGAUUCUGGUGGCCCACUCUGAGAAAAGACACCCGAGAGUUUGUUUCAGCAUGUGUCACCUGUUCCAGAGUUAAGCCCUCCAGACGUCCUCCUGCUGGUUUUCUGAGGCCUCUGCCGAUUCCUCAUCGACCAUGGUCCCACAUCUCUUUGGAUUUCGUCACCGGCCUUCCUCCCUCUCAAGGUAACACAGUACUCCUCACUGUGGUUGACAGGUUCUCUAAGAUGACCCACCUCAUUCCUUUACACAAGUUACCUUCAGCACCUGACCUCGCUAGGGUGAUGGCUCGAGAGGUGUUCAGACUUCAUGGCAUUCCCCGCAAUAUUGUCUCUGACAGAGGACCACAAUUCAUUUCCCGUUUUUGGAGUGAGUUUUGCACCCUUCUUGGCAUUGAUGUCAGUCUUUCUUCAGGUUUUCACCCUCAGACGGAUGGCCAGACAGAGAGGAUAAAUCAGGAGGUUGAGUCCAAGUUGCGCAUCCUUUGUAUGGACGCUCCUAGUCGCUGGUCCCAGAACUUACCUUGGGUUGAGUAUGCCAUUAAUGGAUUACCAUCAAGCUCCACAGGUCUGUCACCGUUUCAUGUCGUUUAUGGCUAUCAGCCGCCCAUUCUCUCUGUUCAGGAGGGAGCCACCCAGGUCCCGGCUGCCCACUUAGCAGCACGUCGCUGUCUCAGAGUUUGGAGAAGGGCCAGAGCUACUCUCUGCAAGACUUCUGCAGUCUAUGCCAGGAAUGCCAAUCGCCACAGAUCCCAAGCCCCGAGAUACCUGGUCGGUCAGAGGGUGUGGUUGUCUACUAGGGAUCUGCCCAUCAAGGUACACCCCACCUUCCAUGUCUCCAAGAUCAAACCACUGAUGUCAUCCAGGUUUUGCCCUCCAGCCAGACCCCCUCCACCCCCCCGACUCAUUGAUGGGGCCCCUGCCUUUACUGUGAGGCGGUUACUGCGUUCCCGACGUUGGGGCCGUGGCAUCCAAUAUCUUGUGGACUGGAAGGGUUAUGGUCCUGAGGAGAGGUCCUGGGUUCCUUCUCGCCUGGUCCUGGACAAGGACCUUGUCCGCAAGUUCCACCGCCAGCAUCCGGACCAGCCCAGAGGGGCGUCGAGAAUGUGA